AUGGCGAUACUCACAUCUGUUACUACGCUGCUCUUAGCUGCGCCAGUACUUGCUGCAACGUCCAGUGUCAGCAGCCUCUCUGGUGGCGAGAAAGUGGCUUGUGCCAAGUUCAAGCUGAAGUACCCUGAGCAGACGUACUUCCCGGGUUCUGCUGGGUACACAUACGAAACACAGUCAGUCUAUUGGUCGGCGACGAACAACAACGGCCCUGCCUGCGUCUUUGCCCCUCAGAAUGCGCAACAAGUGUCUUUGGCGGUCACAACAGUGACACUGACUCUGUCCAAAUUCGCUGUUAGAGGUGGAGGUCACAUGCCCAUUCCUGGAUACAAUGGUAUCAAUAAUUCGGGUAUACUGCUGUCGCCUUCCAAUCUCACUACCCUGGCGCUGUCCUCCGACAAAUCCACAGUCUCGGUCGGCCCAGGUAACAGAUGGGGAGAUGUCUAUUCCUACCUAGCACCAUCGAACCUUGCAGCAGUUGGAGGCCGUAUCGGCCACGUAGGCGUACCUGGUUUGCUCCUCGGUGGAGGCAUCUCAUUCUACUCCUCGCAACAUGGGUUUGCUUCAGACAACGUAGUGAAGUACGAGUGCGUACUGAGUAGCGGCGUUAUCGUCGAAGCCACUGCUACAAACGCGUACUCUGAUCUCUUCUGGGCGCUCCGAGGUGGCGGCAACUCUUUCUGUAUCGUGACGCGAUUUGAUCUGAAGACUGUGCCAUCGAGUAAAGUACACAUUGGCAUUGCACAGUACGACCAGUCACAGUCCAAAGGUUAUCUCGAUGGCGUGUACAACUUUGGAAAGUUCGGCGCAUCAGCCGAUUCAAAAGCGGCCAUCAUCCCCACAAUCUUGACCUUCCCCUCAAUCAAUCUGACUGCCUACGCUGCAGCUAAGUUUUACGACUCGCUGACAGACAGUCCAACGGCCUUCGAAAACUUCACUGCCCCCCAACUACCGCCUGUUGCCGACUCUUACACACUGCAACCGCUGGCUGAAUACAUCGCCGCGACAGAUGCUCUGCAACCGAAUGGUCUGCGUCAGGCAUUCCGGACACUGUCGUCUGUAGUGAACAGAGAAGCUGUUCAAGAUGUUCACGAUAUGUUCCUUUCAGGAGCAUCGAAGAUGGCGGGCAUCGCUGGCUUGCAAGCUUCCAUUACGUUUCAGCCGGUGACCAAGUCUUUCCUCGAGGAAAGUGUUAAGAAUGGAGGUAAUCCGCAGGGUGUCGAUGUUUCGAAAGCGCCUUUCUUUUGGAUGGUCGAGAACUGGACCUGGUCGAAUGCUUCUGACGAUGACACUGUCCAGAGUAUUGCGGAUACAAUCACCGCCGACAUCAACGCCCGUCUGGCUCAGAAGUCGUACAGUGCUAAAUACCUCUACAUGAACGAUGCUGGCAAAGGGCAGCGCGUCUUCCAGAGCUAUCCGGCUGCCAACCUGCGAAAGCUCAAACUGAUCCGUACUAAGUAUGAUUCCCUGAGAAUCUAUACAAACUUGCUGGUCGGUGGUUGGAAGGUUGCGAAUGCUUAG
Ascochyta rabiei is the source of this 1518-nucleotide messenger RNA. RefSeq lists its product as uncharacterized. The transcript has 3 exons. The record is from RefSeq and is a predicted model, not a curated record. Gene Ontology annotation, molecular function: FAD binding. The coding region runs from base 1 to 1518 and encodes 505 amino acids. NCBI's taxonomy places the organism in Eukaryota, Fungi, Ascomycota, Dothideomycetes, Pleosporales, Didymellaceae.